UGCUGGUUCGUAAUCGUUUCCUGCUUCACGCUGCGCGCUGUUGCCCGAGCGAUAGGUCAAGUUUCACUUCGUGUGACGUAAAAAAAACCUAAACCCGAAGCUUGGGAACAAGAAGAAGAAGGAAAAAUACCUGAUUCAUUCUGGAGGAGCUUCUUUUCUCGAUCCAGGCUUAAGUUGACGGAUUGUUUUUCUGGGGACUUUUUGAUUCGCUUUGUUCUUCUCCUUUUCCACUCGUCCAAAGCGCCGUCAUUUCAAAGCCAUGUCCCAGAAACUGACCGGUGAUGAUGCUCAGAAAGGUUUUGCUGUAGGCCGCGGGCUUUUGGCUGCCGCUGAGACUUUGAACUUUAGUAUGGGCGACACUCACUCGGACCCCUACGGCUCGUCUUCCCAAUCACAUAGUGGCAUGUCUGGCCUGGGUGGAGGGGAGGGAAAAGACCACGACUCUCAGCUGCACCGCCGAGCGGGCAGCCACAUUAGCCAUACCAUAAAACUGUUUGCCAGCCUAGGUCUGUCGCCGACUGAUCUGGACGCACUGGCGCAGGUUCCAGAGGAGAACAUCAGCGUGGAGACCUUGCCCCAUCUUAUAAUGCAACUUAAGAACCGCAAGAUGGUAUCCGGCCGCCGCAUUGCUGGUGAUCCAUCGAAUCUUUCUUCAGAGACUUCAUACAGAGGUGGCCGAGACGAUUGGGGCGACAUGCAGGGCGGACGUUUGGACCGUUCCAGUGGGCAGGCUCAAAGCCGCUCACAAGGUGACUUCGGUUAUACUUCCAUGCAAGAAACAUCUGGUCGAGGGUACGACAUGUUAGAUUACAGGAGCGGUAGCGGCAGAGACCGCCAAUAUUCUGAGCUUUCCCGUGACUCCUACCGCAGCCUCGGCAUGUCAACGUCUUCAGCAUCUGACGACCUGUUCAUGCAGAGAAGAAUGGGCACCCCGUCUCAGAGAAAAGUGCAGGAUUUCUUGGGAGUCAUGCCCCUCAUGUUUCCCCAUGUAUGCUCCCUUUGUGAUUUUGAUGUUCACUCUGUCAUGGAAUGGACUCAACACACCACUGGGAUUCGUCACUCUGAAAACCGCAAACUCCUUCUGCAAAUGUACCCGGACUGGGAUCCUCAAAUGCCCUCUAAUCGCAUGUCAACAUCCCUUUCCCUGGACACAAAGAGUCGUUCAGAUGGAUUGCUGGGAGCAGCUCCAAUUGGUGGUGGUCUACAGAGAACAGGGAUGAGCUCUAACUGGGGGUCUGAUUCCAGUAUGGGAAUGACAAGUAAAAGGACGUCAUAUUCAGCGGCACCCAAGAAAAGUGGAAGGCCGGGCAGAGACAUUAGGCCUCUGAAGAGAGGAGUCAGCCAGGUGGUGUUUUUCUUCAAUUUACCACGGGACAGCGACAAGAAAAUGGAGCUCCUCACAAUAGCUCGUAGAUUUGGCACUGUUGAGAAACAUCUCUUUUUAAAUGAUGCAGCAUUUGUUCAAAUGAGCAAGGCUGAGGAUGCAGAGAUGUUGGUGAAGUACUACACUGUCAACCCUUUGACUAUCGGUGGAAGAUCCAUUCGACUGAACAUCUGCACGAAGUAUAAGACUCUAACGGUCCCACCUGGAAAGGGUGACCAAGGAAGGGAAGAACCUACCCGUAAGCGCAGCAGUAGCAGCAGCUCCACCAGCAGAACUGGUGAUAAACCAUCAAAGAAUCAAAGGUCCUCUACUUCCAAAGCCAAAGAGAGCUCUGAUGAGAAAGAAGAGGAACCAAAGCCUGAGGAAGCAGAGGCCCUGGGUGACGGGUCAGGAGAUGAAGCUGUUAUGGAAGCACGUGAUGGAGACAAAAAAGUUUUUGAUGAAGAUCCAUCUCCAGAUGAUGUUGACCUAUCCUGUGAUCCAGAGCAAACCAGUGAACAAGCACCAGAUAUUGAUGAUUCCAACAUAGAGGAUGAGGAGGACCCUGAAGCACAGCAAGCCAGAGAUCCCUCCAGCGACGAGACCACAGAGAACCAAAAAGACUCUGGUGAAAAACAGGAAGAGACUCAGCCGGAGGAACCUGCAACAUCUGAGGCUGAGCAGGAGAACACAGAUGAGCUUCCUAAAGACCUCGAGGAACAGAAUGAUGACCAACCUGAAGAUGAGGGUGCUGAAGAGGACGAUGAAGAGCAGGACAGUCAAAAAACUGACUUUCCUGAGAACAUGGAUGAGUUUGUUACUCUGGAUGAGCUAGCGGAGGAGGAGGACGGCGAGAGACAAGACUCAAAGUCCAAAGCUAAAAGCACAUCAGGAAGCUCCAGGAAUAGUGGAGGAUUUAGAGUUGUGAAUGUCGUUGGGUUUAAACGUGGCUACGGUUAUCUAGAUGAAAUCCUUACUCUUGCCAAGCCUUUUGGUAAAGUGGUGCGGCACCUGGUCUUGGACGUGAGGCCUGAGGCCUUUCUAGAGUUCUCCAAUGAACAAGAGGCAAGAGCAAUGGUUAGUUUCUACAGUGGAAAUGUCUUACCAUCUGUGUGUGGAAAACCUGUGAAGGUUAUUCAUUCACACACCUAUCCAACCAUCCAGGUAAGACUUGGGCUUUUUAACUCGCCAUGAAUAAAAUGUAUGUGAAUCUAAAAGAAGCAGAAUCUAACGCCUAUAUUUGUGCAACAUCUACAGAGUGGCAGAGUUAUCUACGUUGGUAAGAUUCCAUCCUUCAAAGGCUCAGAUGCUUCUCUUCUGAAAAUCGCAGAACCAUUUGGAAAAAUCAGAAGAUAUUUUCUGAAUCCAUUUCGCAAUGAGUGCUUCAUUGAGAUGGAAAGAGGGGAAGAUGCUGAGAAAAUGGCAGAGGCCUACAAGGAAAAUCGACCUAAAUUUGAAGGCAAACGACUGGUUGUCUACAUAAGCAGGAAAUAUAAGCAGCUCAAACGUGGAAAAAGACCUCCAACCCCAGAACCCGGGGAUAAACGGCCACUCAAGAGAGAACGCUCCAAAGAAGAUGAGGCCCAGAGGAACUCCUCUGGCAAAAUUAAGGAUAAAAAAGAGGAAGAACCUUCUGUCAAGAAGAUCAAAGUGGAUGAGCCUGUUGCUGAUAAAGCUGAGGAGAUGGAGAGUCAGGAAGAGAAGGAAAGCCAAAAUGUUUCUGCAGAAACUGUUUCAGAGGAAAAGAAAGAGCAAGAGGAAGAACAAAGCAAAGACACAUCAGAGCUCCAGAAUAUAGAGAAGGAACCUGAGCCUGAAGAUGAAGAAACUGUUGCUUCUCCCACUGUUGUGUCAGAGAAGAGUGUGAAGACUGAGGAAACAAACAUUACAGCAGCACCGUCUGAAACAAAGCUUGAAACUAGCCAUUCUACUCUAGAGCCAUAUGAUCCUAAUGUCCCAGUGGGUGUGGAGUUUGUGAAGAUGGGGUACUACUGCAGAGUCUGCUUCCUGUUUUACUCUAAUGAGGACACUGCUAAGAAAAUUCACUGCAGUAGCCAAGCACACUACGAUAAACUUAAGAAAUAUUUGGAAAAGGAGAAAACCAAAGCACAGAGUAACGGGACGAAGAAAUGAACCAUUGAUGCUGGAUCUGUUAAUAUGUCCAUUAUGUCCCUGUGUUUGUAUUUUUUGUGUAAGCUGUUUUGUUCAAUUAUUUUUCUAAAAAAAAUAAAAAAAAAUAAAAAGAUUA
This is a messenger RNA of Ctenopharyngodon idella (grass carp), 3611 nucleotides long. RefSeq names its product matrin-3-like. The transcript is spliced from 18 exons. The record is from RefSeq and is a predicted model, not a curated record. Gene Ontology annotation, molecular function: RNA binding; zinc ion binding. Gene Ontology annotation, cellular component: nucleus. Lineage: Eukaryota; Metazoa; Chordata; Actinopteri; Cypriniformes; Xenocyprididae.